CUUGCCGUGCCCUCUCUCCCGCCGCCCGUGCCCUGCCGGUCUCGGCCCACCGUCUCACGCUCGCCACCGUGCGUGCUGAAAAAAAGAAGAGCGAUUUUCUUUCCUCGCCCCGGAAUGGAGACAACCGGUCGCCCUGGCGCGGCCCCGCCCUUUGAUUCCCUCUGCCUGGGCGCCGCCCGCUACGGGACGCCAGCAACUACCAGCGUCCCGACAAAGGCCGCCCCGCCUAAUCAGCCUCACUCGCACGAGCGCGCGCGCGUGAGCCAGCAUCCAACGCUAACGGCGGGCGAUCCCUCUCAUCUCUGCCGGUUUCCCGACCCGAGUCAUCAUCCUCUUACGACUUGGCCUCGGGAGAGUUAUCCCCUCGCCACGCCACUGAGCGCAAACUCUGCCCGCUCGCUGAGCUAGCUCGGCUUCGCCUGAAAUUGUUGGGCUAUUGGCCUCGGGCGCCGUGAUGAUCCAGGGCGUCCUGUCGCGCGCGUCCGCCGCCGACGCCGCGGCGAUGAAGGCCAAGCGGGUGGCGCCGAUCCCGGAGGACGAGGAGGCCGCCAUGGUCGGCGCGCGGGGGAAGCGGCUGCAGCUGCACAGCUCUGGCGUGCAGCAGCAGCAAGAGGCGCCGGCGGAGGAAGGGAAAGUGGUGGUGGUGGAAGCGGCGGCGGAGACGCGGGGGCUGCGGCUGCUGAGCCUGCUGCUGCGUUGCGCGGAGGCCGUGGCCAUGGACAGCCUCCCGGAGGCGCGCGACCUCCUGCACGAGAUCGCGGAGCUCGCCUCCCCCUUCGGCACCUCCCCGGAGCGCGUCGCGGCAUACUUCGGGGACGCGCUGUGCGCGCGCGUGCUCAGCUCCUACCUGGGCGCCUACUCCCCGCUCGCCCUCGCCUCCGCCCAGCAGAGCCGCCGCGUGGCCUCGGCGUUCCAGGCCUACAACGCGCUCUCCCCGCUCGUCAAGUUCUCCCACUUCACCGCCAACAAGGCCAUCCUGCAGGCGCUCGACGGCGAGGACCGCGUCCACGUCGUCGACCUCGACAUCAUGCAGGGCCUCCAGUGGCCGGGCCUCUUCCACAUGCUCGCCUCCUCCCGGCCCAGCAAGCCGCUGCUCUCGCUCCGGAUCACCGGGCUCGGCGCGUCCCUCGAAGUCCUCGAGGCCACGGGCCGGCGGCUCGCCGACUUCGCGGGCUCGCUCGGCCUGCCCUUCGAGUUCCGGCCCAUCGAGGGGAAGAUCGGCCACGUGGCGGACACCGACGUGCUCCUCCUCGGCCGGGACGAGGGGGAAGCCACCGUGGUGCACUGGAUGCACCACUGCCUCUACGACGUGACGGGAUCCGACGCCGGGACGGUGCGCGUGCUCCGGAGCCUGCGCCCGAAGCUGGUCACCAUCGUGGAGCAGGACCUGGGCCACGGCGGCGACUUCCUGGGCCGGUUCGUGGAGGCCCUGCACUACUACUCGGCCCUGUUCGACGCGCUGGGCGACGGCGCCGGGCCCGAGGAAGAGGAGGCCCAGCAGCGGCACGCGGUGGAGCGGCAGCUCCUGGGCGCGGAGAUCCGGAACAUCGUGGCCGUCGGCGGGCCGAAGCGGACGGGCGAGGUGAGGGUGGAGCGGUGGGGCGACGAGCUGCGGCGCGCCGGGUUCCGGCCCGUGUCCCUGUCCGGUGGCCCCGCCGCGCAGGCCAGGCUGCUGCUCGGCAUGUGCCCGUGGAAAGGAUACACGCUGGUGGAGGAGGACGGGUGCCUCAAGCUUGGAUGGAAGGACCUCUCGCUGCUCACCGCAUCGUCCUGGGAGCCGACGACAACGGACGGCGACGAAGAAGACGACCUCGGCGCCGCUGCCCGGCAAGAAGAAUGCCACGGUUCUUGAUUAUUGGGAGUUCACUUGCUGCGUGUGCUAAUCUUUGCAGCUUCUCCUGCUCCUCCACCCUUUAAUUUGUUCUUCCAAUUCUGGCCCAUAAUUAAGUUUGUGAUAUAAUCGUAUAGGCUUAACCGAUAAUUCGUUCUUCACCAAGGUCCAGACUAUCAUUCGUUGUUGGCACGCUUCAGUU
Molecule: messenger RNA, 2033 nt
Organism: Brachypodium distachyon (stiff brome)
Lineage: Eukaryota; Viridiplantae; Streptophyta; Magnoliopsida; Poales; Poaceae
Product: scarecrow-like protein 23
Exons: 1
Coding region: 455-1852 (465 amino acids)
Biological process (GO): regulation of DNA-templated transcription; leaf development; bundle sheath cell fate specification
Cellular component (GO): nucleus
Molecular function (GO): DNA-binding transcription factor activity; sequence-specific DNA binding
Source: RefSeq, a predicted model, not a curated record